Astyanax mexicanus (Mexican tetra) is the source of this 2824-nucleotide messenger RNA. RefSeq names its product chromosome 17 C5orf15 homolog (gene c17h5orf15). The transcript is spliced from 3 exons. Bases 48 to 986 code for a protein of 312 amino acids. NCBI's taxonomy places the organism in Eukaryota, Metazoa, Chordata, Actinopteri, Characiformes, Acestrorhamphidae. The record is from RefSeq and is a predicted model, not a curated record.
UCUGUCACACACACGCACACACUCACACACACUGAGAGGUAGUAGAGAUGGCGGUGGUGAGGAGGAUGGUGGGGAGAAGCUGGUGCUCUGCUGUCGGGUUUGCGGGGUUUUUCGCGGUUCUGCAGCUGGGAGUAGUUGUGAGCGGGAAUGGUACACUUCCUGUGACGUCGGAAAGCGCAAACGUUUCGGACCCUCAGCCAAACGACACCCCCGUGCUCCCGUCAACUCCUGACAAGAACGCGUCAACCACCGAAAACCUGCACAUAGUGUCUGAAGCUAAAUCUACGGUGGACAGUACUCAUCUAACGUCUGUCACCACUGCAGCUUCCUCCACUACCCACCCGCCCACAACACCCCCCCCAACCAAACAAACCACUGCGGGGAAAUUAGAAGACCCCAAACCCCCUGAGCAGAAACCGAAAGAGGAACCGAAAGAGGAGACAAAGAAACCGGAGGAACCGGAGACUCCGCCAACUCCUCAGAAACCCACGAUCACUUCUGAAUCCAGGUCAUUCGGUCCCACUGAAAAGCAGAAGCCAGCAUCAGCUCUGGAGGUGGAGUCCACCACCUAUCCCUCUGAGAUACAGUCAGAAACCUACGAUGAAGAUGACGACGAAGACGAUGAAUAUAUGAAAGAUAAUACCCAAGAUAAAUUUUUCAAUUCUAAUCAAGAGGAUGAUUAUAUCCAGGAUAAUGAUAAAGACCGUCCUGAGAAACCAGGGAAGAUUGAUGUUCACAUGAAGGACACAACCAUCUACAACACUCAGGACGAAGACUCGCACUUCUUCUUCCACCUGGUCAUAAUCGCUUUCCUGGUGGCCAUAGUUUACAUCACUUACCACAACAAGAGAAAGAUCAUGCUCCUGGCUCAGAGUCGGCGCUGGAGGGAGGGGCUGUGCUCCCGCAGUGUGGAGUAUCAUCGUCUCGAUCAGAACGUGCACGAGGCCAUGCCCUCGCUCAAGAUGACCAACGACUACAUCUUUUAAUCAGCUUUUAAUCACAGCGAGGUUCUAAAUGAGGAAUGUGAUUGGCUGAUUUUUGUGCACACUGUGCUGAUUUAAGGAGACGGACACUUCCGUACUUGGCUCGUUGGCUUUGUGCUGCAGUACCCGAGUUACUCUCUUUAUGGGUUGGGGAUAUUCCUGGUGUUUCGGGCUGUUUAUUUUUUUUAUUAUUAAUUUGAUAAAUAUAUAAUUUGGAAUUUGUUGGGUGGGUGGUGUUUAUGUAAUUGUUAGUUAGGUUGUGUAAAUAUUUUAAAUAUUAAAUUGAACAGCACUGGAGUGCUAAUGCCAGUUCUCUUUAUGUGAGGAAAAUGUGUAAAAUGAGUUAAUAAUAAUAAUAAUAAUAAUAAUAAUAAUAAUAAUAAUAUGUAAUUAUAGCACUAAGAUUCUCUUGUAGCUGAAAAUUAUUCUAAUGAUUCAUUGAAGUGCUCUUAGUUUAUGGUGAUUUAUUUUGGAAGUAAAUUGUUUACACCUCUGUUUCUCCUCUUGAUUAAGCUCAUUAAGGCGAAUCAUGGCUUGAACACUUUUUUGAUUUGUUUUAUUUUCUUUAAGUUUCUUUUUCAGAAAUGAACAUUAGUUUUGUUGCUACAGCUUUGAAGCAGAAGAGUGUGACGCUUUGCUCUGCAGCCCCGGGGCCGGUCCCUUUUCUUAUUUUUUAUGGCUUCAGUGAAGUCUCUCUCUCUCUCUCUCUCUCUCUCUCUCUCUCUCUCUCUCUCUCUCUCUCUCUCUCUCUCUCUCUCUCUUUCUCGCUCUCCCUCUCUCUCUCUCUCUCUCUCUCUCUCUCUCUCUUUCUCGCUCUCCCUCUCUCUCUCUCCCUCUCUCCCUCUCUCUCUCUCUCUCUCUCUCCCUCUCUCUCUCUCUCUCUCUCUCGCUCUCUCUCUUUCUCGCUCUCGCUCUCUCUCUCUCUCUCUCUCUCUCGCUCUCUCUCGCUUUCUGUCUUUCUGUCUCUCUUUUUCUCUCUCUCUCGCUGAUAAUCAUUCUUAAUGUUCUGUGAAAAGUAAACUUUGUUUUAAAUGAUCUAUAACGUGGUUAAUUAUUAUUAUUAUUAUUAUUUUGUUUGUUUAGUUGUUACAUCACGCAUUGCUUUACGUCAGUUUAUACUUUCUGCUUUUGGGCGUUGCCAAAUGUCUGGUGAAAUAUUCACAUUUAUGUGCAAAUCACGAUAAAACUGCAGAUACAGUGCCGUCUGAGAGUAGCUGUGUAGAAAUUUUAUUUUUAUCAGAAUAUCAGCAUGAUCAGACCAGGGAUGCAAGAAAAUGGAUAUUUUUAAAAUUCUAUUCUAUUCUAGUCACACAUUCAGCUCUAUAGAUACAUCAUUUUUUGCCAUUUUUGUCGUAUAUUAUUCCAGCUAUGUGUUGAAUUGGAUUGCAUAUUUUAGCUAAAAUAAUAAUGUCGUCACUGAUUGGUCCAUCUCUUUCUGUUAUUCAGUCAAACAUAAAAAAAAGUUUAAAUAUUUUACAAAUAUUUUUGGUUGCCAGAUAUUUUGUGUAUCCCUAGAACAGAGCAAUAUAAAUGUUCUGAAAUGAUCUAGAAAAGAAUCUUAUCUCCCUCCAGUUACUCUCAGACUGUACUGUAGAGCACAGAGUACACAGGCCUUAUUCACCUGUGAAAACACACACACACACACACACACACACACACACACACACCUGUCCACCUGUUUCUCAUUGUUCUUUCUUUAAAGUUGAUUAUCUCAGUAAAUAGCAGAAUCCUCGUGCUGCUCUUGUUCACGCAGCUGCAGAACGCUCGUCUUCACGCAUGUAAUCGACGAUAAACACAGUGAUCAGAGAUUCUCCACAAUAAUAAAGCACAAAGUGUGAAAA